GGCCCCUCCCCCUCUCCUGGGCCUCCUCUUCUCCUCAGCCCCUCCCUCUGUACUCCUCCCCGCUUGGGGAGCAGGCUCCUGCCCCAUCAGAGGAGGGGGAGUCCUGGGGCCUCUUAGACCUGGGGGUCAGGGCCUUGGAUGGGGAGAAUCCAUGCCUUGGUUUUCACUCCCGUCUUCCAUCAGUAACAGUAAACCCAGGUUUUGAACAGAGAGUCGUGGGGGUCCAGGACCCGGCCCCCACUUCCCAGGCUCCCCUUCUCUCUCUUUGCAGAGGAGCCGCCUCAGGUGCAGGGACUGCUUCAUUUUUGUCUUUUUGUGCUCAGGGUCUGGUAUUUCUGUUAUGAGACCAUCAGUGGGUGUUCAAAAUGGGAGAUAUUCUAGCAUCUGAAGCUGAAUUGCUUGGACUGGUGAAAGAGUAUUUAGACUUUGCUGAAUUUGAAGACACCGUGAAGAUAUUUUUAAAGGAGUGCAGAAGUAAAGGGAAACCAUUGUGCAAAACCCCAUCUGGCUCUUUGAGAGACUCGAAAACGCUGAUUAUCCAGAAAGAUCUAAUUACUGCGUUUGAUAAUGGGGACCAGAAAGGCUUCUUUGAUUUGUGGGAGGAGCACAUCCCACCCUCUGUCCGAGAAGGAGAGACUCUGGCCCAGAAGCUGGAGUUCUAUCUCCACAUCCACUUUGCCAUCUUCCCACUGAAGCGCAUCUCUGGAAAACCGGACAAGGCAGAAUUUGAUGACAGAAUUUCUUACUUCAAAGCCUACCUGGAGACCAGAGGAGCUGCACUGAGCCAGACCACAGAGUUUCUUCCAUUUUAUGCCCUUCCCUUUGUUCCCAACCCCACGGUGCAUCCUUCCUUUAAGGAACUCUUCCAGGAUUCCUGGACUCCAGAGUUAAAGAUGAGGUUGGAAACGUUCCUGUCGUCGACUCUCAAAGCCAGUAAUACCCCAAGGCUUUUCACUCUCUAUAAGGAGAAUGGGCAGAGCAGCAAAGAAAUGCUGCAGCAGCUGCAUCAGCAGCUGGUGGAAGCCGAGCGAAGGACAAUGACCUACCUGAAACGCUACAACAAGAUCCAGGCUGACUACCACAACCUCAUCGGGGUCACGGCCGAGUUAGUGGAUUCUCUGGAGGCCACCGUGAGCGGCAAGAUGAUCACGCCAGAAUAUCUGCAGAGCGUUUGCGUUCGUCUCUUCAGCAACCAAAUGAGGCAAAGCUUAGCCCAGAGCAUUGACUUCACAAGACCAGGAACGGCUUCCACCAUGUUAAGAGCCUCCUUGGCACCUGUGAAGCUGAAGGAAAUCCCACUGCUGCCCUCCCUGGAUUAUGAGAAACUGAAGAAAGAUCUGACCUUUGGGAACGACCGAUUGAAGGCCUUUUUGCUGCAGGCUCUGCGAUGGCGUCUGACCACGUCUCAUCCUGGAGAACAAAGGGAGACCGUGCUGCAGGCCUACAUCAGCAACGACCUGCUGGACUGUCAGAGCAGCUGCCAGAGAAACGUGCUCCAGCUUCUGCAUUCCAAGAGUGACGUGGUCCGACAGUACAUGGCGCGGCUCAUCAAUGCCUUUGCAUCCCUCUGCGAAGGUCGCUUGUACCUCUCCCAGAACACCAAGCUACUGAGGAUGCUGGAGGAGAGACUGAAGGAGGAAGACAAGGACCUGCUCACCCGGGAGAAUGUGUUGGGGGCCUUGCAGAAAUUCAGCCUCAGGCGUGCGCUGCAGUCUGCCAUGAUCCGGGACGGCCUCAUCUUCUGGCUCAUCGAAGUGCUCCGGGAUCCCGACUGCCUGUCCGACUACACUCUCGAGUACUCCGUCGCCUUGCUCAUGAACCUCUGCCUCCGCAGUGCAGGUAAGAACAUGUGCGCUAAGGUGGCCGGCCUCGUGCUCAAAGUCCUGUCGGAUCUGCUCGGCCACGAGAACCAGGAGAUACAGCCGUAUGUGAAUGGCGCCUUGUACAGCAUUCUUUCCAUACCUUCCAUUCGGGAGGAAGCAAGAGCCAUGGGAAUGGAAGAAAUCCUUCGAUGUUUCAUCAAGGAAGGCAAUGCUGAAAUGAUACGCCAGAUUGACUUUAUUAUCAAGCAGCUUAAUUCAGAAGACCCGCUGGACACGACUCUCGAGUCUGAUGAUGAAGAGGAGGAAGAUGAUGAAGAAGACCAGGACACCAUGGAGUCUGAUCUGGACAAGGAUGAAGUGAUACAGCCCCAGCUUGGGGAGCUCUCCGGGGAAAAGCUGCUGACCUCCGAGUACCUGGGCAUAAUGACCAACUCGGGCAAGGCCAGGAGGAGAGCGCUUCCCAGCGGUGUCCAGCAGAGCGUUGACGAGCCCCUGCAGAGGCCUGUCACCCCUGGGUAUCAUAAGAACGUGCACCCCAUGCUGGAAAACGAUUGCAUUUCUCCCUGUGUGGCCCGCCCCAUUCGAGGCAGCCCGCUCCAGGCCCAGCCAGGCCCUCGGCCCCCUACCCGCAGUGGAACCCGGUCCAGCACCUCUUUUGCAUCCUUCAGCUCAGACCCCUACAAGCUGUUUGCCGUGGCCCAGCGGGAAGGCCAGCGUGUCCUUUUGGCCGACGAGCCUGGCCAGGCCCUGGAGCCGGCCCAAGGCCAAGCAGAGAGACAGCCCAACAGGCUGCCAGUCCUACAGGAAGUGAAGACAGGUCCUGUCCUUAGGCAUCGAUCAGUGAGACCAGCCAGCUUCCUGGACCUAGACGGGCGGCGGCCGUUGUCUGGCGUGGAGCAGGGGUCUUGUGGCCUCUCCCUGGCCUUCGUGGGGACUCAGUGUCAGAGGCCUUCAAGCAGUGCCAGCCCUCCCCGCCCCAGCACACACACACACAAUAGAACCGGCUCUUGAUUCAUAGUUAUUUCCAUUGUGGCCUCUGGGCCCGGAGCGCUGAGACCAUCCCCCAUGUCCACCACGUCCCCCACGUCCCCCACGUCCCCCACAAAGGGGCUUCCUGGGGAAGGCUGCGGCCCCACGGCUGACUCCGGGGCCUGGGGUCCAUCCGCUUUUCCCACGAGGCCACAACUGCCCCUGUCAGGCUGGGGAUGCUGCAGACUCCAGCUUCCCGGCUGAGCUAUGGAGAUUUCUUAAAGACUUCCCUCUCACCUUUGGAUCAGCUGCAGAAUGUGGCCGGGAGGGCACCCACCACGGCACCCACCAUGGCCACAGCAGUGUGAGCAAGUGGGAAAUAAAAUGAUCCCAGAGGACGGAUGGUGGACAGGACCCCUUCUCUAGCAGAGAGGUGGGAGACUCCUGGGGCAGAGGGCUGGCUCCAGCAUCCAGGGCCGGCCUUGUUUCCCUUUAUCAUGAGGGAGG
Molecule: messenger RNA, 3299 nt
Organism: Vombatus ursinus (common wombat)
Lineage: Eukaryota; Metazoa; Chordata; Mammalia; Diprotodontia; Vombatidae
Gene: ARMC9
Product: armadillo repeat containing 9
Exons: 24
Coding region: 366-2834 (822 amino acids)
Biological process (GO): cilium assembly
Cellular component (GO): centriole; ciliary basal body; ciliary tip
Molecular function (GO): protein binding
Source: RefSeq, a predicted model, not a curated record